AUUGUUGAAACAGAUGGUCAACAGUUACAGGGAAAUAAUGGACAAGUUGGUAAAUGGUAGAUAUACUACAGGUGGCCACCUUUUCUUUUGUUGCUCAUAGGAUCCUUGAAAUUUGUUGGCUUCCAGCUUAGCUGUGAAAUUAAACUUUCUGCAAGUGUGUUCUAGGAAAGAAAGGCGCUUGGAGUUUAGAAGGGAUUGUUAUAAAGGCAGGAAGUCGAUCUUCACUUGUUCUAUAUUUUUUUGCUCCGUAUGCUCUCUUUCACACCUCGUAGUGAAAGCAUCCGCUUCUUCCUGUUCUCCUGCUGAAAUUAGACUCGAAGGUGCUGUAAGAAGAUUUUCUUAUUCUCCUGCUGAAAGCAUCCAAACGUCUAAUGCUGUUUUACUCGUGUUUUUCUUUGUCAAAUGUUUCUUUAAAUGCUAAUGUGAUAAAGCCAUUACGAAAUUUGAUGGCUGUGAUUUUGGAGCUAUAUUAUAGUGAAUCCCACUUUGUACAGGCUGUUUAUCUUCGUACCUAUGCAUUUCUCCUUGAUUACAAGGUAUAGUGGGAUUUGGUUGAAGGAACUAUUAUGCUUCCACCAUAUGUAUUUCUUCCCAACUUGUGCUUUUGGAAUAAAAAAUAAACUAUUCGUUGUGGAAAUAAUGCAACUUGAAGCUUAAGCAAAGUGUUUCUGUUUAAUUGUAUUGGUAUAAUAUACUGAUAUCUUUUUUGUCUUCUUUGUACCAUGUCUUAAACGUUCUGAUCACAGACUAGCCAGUCACCAUAUGCAGAAUUCAUUUCUUCUUAAAUCAUCUUGAUUUUAUGUUCUUUUACACAUUAAAUUAUCCUUGACCAUGUUUUCUCAAUAAUGUAUUCUUUUUUUGUUAUUUCUAUGCAAAGUCUAUCAUGGAGUUUUGAUAAACUAAUCUACAAGAACUCCAACUGAAGCGUCAUCACCUUUUCUUGCCGAUUCAUAGUUUUUCUAUAUGUAGAUCGAAGAAUCAUAUAAAUCUGCCCGUUUCAGCUCUUUGAUCUCGUUGCCGUCCGGAUUGUGAACGAGGUUGGUUAAGUGGAAAUAUGAAGAUCUGCUGCAUCGGAGCAGGCUAUGUGGGCGGCCCGACAAUGGCAGUAAUUGCCCUCAAAUGCCCAUCCGUGGAGGUAGCGGUCGUGGACAUCUCUGUAAAGCGUAUUGCUGCAUGGAAUAGUAACCGACUGCCAAUUUAUGAGCCAGGGCUCUAUGACAUUGUCGCCCAGUGCCGAGGAAGGAACCUUUCAUUUAGCACUGAUGUGGAGAAACAUGUCUCUGAAGCUGAUAUUGUCUUCAUCUCAGUGAACACACCAACGAAAACCUUCGGCCUCGGGGCUGGCAAGGCUGCAGACUUGACCUACUGGGAAAGUGCUGCUCGCACAAUUGCUGAUGUUUCCACGUCCGACAAGAUUGUGGUGGAAAAGUCCACUGUUCCGGUGAGGACUGGGGAAUCUCUCAAGAAGAUUCUUACUCAUAACAGCAAAGGAAUCAACUACCAGAUCCUCUCCAACCCAGAAUUUCUGGCAGAGGGAACAACGGUCCAAGAUCUACUGAGGCCUGACCGGGUGCUUAUUGGUGGCUUGGAGACUCCAGAGGGGCAGAAGGCUGCCCAAGUUCUGAAGGAUGUUUAUGCUCAUUGGGUGCCUGAGGAUAGAAUCAUAACGAUCAAUCUUUGGUCCGCAGAACUAUCAAAGCUCGUGGCAAACGCCUACUUGGCUCAGAGGAUCUCCUCGAUAAAUAGUAUCUCAGCACUCUGUGAGGCUACUGGAGCUGAUGUUUCUGAGGUGGCCCGUGCUGUCGGCAAGGAUUCAAGGGUUGGACCUAUGUAUUUGAAUGCAAGUUUUGGUUUUGGAGGGUCGGCAUUCAUCAAAGACAUCCUCAGUCUGGUCUAUAUCUGCGAGUGCAAUGGUCUAACUGAUGUUGCUGAGUACUGGAACCAGGUGCUUAAGAUCAAUGAUUUCCAAAAAAACCGUUUUGUCAAGCGGGUCAUUUCCUCUAUGUUCAAUACGGUCGUGGGGAAGAAAAUUGCUGUGCUUGGGUUUGCAUUCAAAAAGGACACAGGGGACACGAGAGACACACCUGUAAUUGAUGUCUGCAAGGGGUUGUUGGACGACAAGGCCACACUGAGCAUAUAUGAUCCCCAGGUGAGCGAAGAGCAAAUCAAAUAUGACCUCACAAUGCAGAAACUUGAUUGGGAUCGCUCGAGCUCAAAUCAGCUGCUGAUCUUGAGCCCAACAGAAAUGAAGCAAGUGCAUACAGCGAGAAACGCGUAUGAGGCAGCUGAGGGGGCACAUUGUGUUUGCAUCUUGAACGAUUGGGAUGAGUUCAGGGAAUUGGACUACCGAAAGAUAUAUGAAGCGAUGUGCAAACCAGCUUUCAUCUUCGAUGGGCGCAAUGUUGUUGAUCCAGAAAAGCUCAGGGCGAUAGGAUUCAUUGUGUACUCCAUCGGGAAGCCUCUGGAUGCAUGGGUAAAGAGUAUAGCUGUUGCAGUGUAAUGUGAAGUUCUAUAUCAGCUUGGCAGGAAGCACGAUGCCUGUCAUUGGACAAGCUGGCUCUGAAAGGAUGUAACCAUUUCAGGCAGAAACAUGGGAAAGCGUCCAAACUCAUUGAUUACUGAUUUGCUUGAAAAAGUUUAUUCCAAUUCCCUGUACAUGAUUUUGUUUGC
Zingiber officinale is the source of this 2670-nucleotide messenger RNA. RefSeq names its product UDP-glucose 6-dehydrogenase 5-like. The record is from RefSeq and is a predicted model, not a curated record. Gene Ontology annotation, biological process: glycosaminoglycan biosynthetic process. The transcript is spliced from 2 exons. Gene Ontology annotation, molecular function: UDP-glucose 6-dehydrogenase activity; NAD binding. Gene Ontology annotation, cellular component: nucleus; cytosol. Lineage: Eukaryota; Viridiplantae; Streptophyta; Magnoliopsida; Zingiberales; Zingiberaceae. Bases 1055 to 2500 code for a protein of 481 amino acids.